AUGGGCCUUACAAAAGCAUGGGUUAACCCUUGCGUCACUUCUGGGAUUCUUGGAUCCAACAAGUUCGCCUCGUGGUCCAAGCAGUCGGGAAAAUCGUGGGUGGUAGUAUCCAUUGAAGAGGUUGCGCCUAUGUUAAUCUUCUUGUUUGACAACAUGCAGUUUGUUUUUGGUCAAGCUAAAGGUUGGCAACAAGCAGGCGUUAUGAUGGGAAUUGGAGCGGGAGGAUCUAUCUUCAGGAUGGUUCUGGUGGCCCAUGAGAUCAAGAUGAUGCUCUCAUCUUACCGGCUUCAGCUCUUACAGCGGUUCCCGGACAUCGCAUUCCGUGUCGCCAGGUUCGAUGUGCGCGUGCUGUUGGUAUUUCCUCUAACCAAAGGUGAAGUGUGGGCACGAGCUGUUUCCGAUUUCAUCCUCAACCUCACAUACCCAAACCAUUUGAAGCUCAAAGAUGAUAGUGUCAACCCUACAGUGGGAAUGGACGUCCAUGUACGUGAGGGUCAACUACAUUGGCAUGCGCACAACAAAACUCUGGGAGAGAUGCUGCUCUAUGGCAAGAGAUGCCAACAGGCUGUGGUCCCUUGGUCCUCCUAUGGGCCCCCGCAUGUGUUUGAGGCUAUUGCUAAGGGAGGCUUUGCACGCUGUCGCCACCUUGCGAGCGACAAGCGGGGUAUGAUGCACUCGCUCAAUGGGUUUUGCAAACUGCUGGAAAUACAGGGGGGCUACCCCGCAACAUGGAUCAACAAGCAGCUGAAGACUUGGUGUGACCAAAACUUUGGCACCCAAUGCCAUCUACAUGAGCAGAUUCUAUUGACGACACAGCCGCUGGAAGAUGCAGUGUUGAACAGAAGUUUCAACUCUCCUUCGAUUUGUGUUCCCGUUGGUCAGUUGUGCCUGCGACAGUUGUGA
Messenger RNA from Symbiodinium sp. CCMP2456, 903 nucleotides. The record is from the annotation of a GenBank genome assembly. NCBI's taxonomy places the organism in Eukaryota, Dinophyceae, Suessiales, Symbiodiniaceae.